Messenger RNA from Conger conger (European conger), 3403 nucleotides. It is a transcript of the gene ankrd52a, whose product is annotated as ankyrin repeat domain 52a. The transcript is spliced from 28 exons. The record is from RefSeq and is a predicted model, not a curated record. Gene Ontology annotation, molecular function: protein binding. Bases 93 to 3287 code for a protein of 1064 amino acids. NCBI's taxonomy places the organism in Eukaryota, Metazoa, Chordata, Actinopteri, Anguilliformes, Congridae.
CUUUAAUAAUAAUCAUAAUAAAACAAAACUACCAUCAGUUACCUCUCAGUCCCAUCCUAAUGAAGGAGCUUCGCCCUGACUGACUUUGGGAGAUGGGAAUACUCAAUAUAACAGACCAGCCCCCCCUGGUCCAGGCUAUAUUUAACAGAAAUGCUGAAGAAGUUCAAUUAUUGUUGCACAAGAAGGAAGAAGUCAAUGCACUGGACCAAGAGCGCCGGACUCCUCUACAUGCUGCUGCUUGUCUGGGCGAUGUCCAUAUAAUGGACCUCCUCAUUAAUUCAGGUGCUAGUGUUAAUGCUAAGGACCAUGUGUGGCUGACUCCACUGCAUAGGGCAGCUGCAUCCCGCAAUGAAAGGGCGGUGAACCUGCUGCUGCGGCAGGGCGCGGAGAUGAAUGCGCGGGACAAGUUCUGGCAGACCCCGCUGCACGUGGCGGCCGCCAACCGGGCCACGCGGUGCGCCGAGGCGCUGCUGAGCUCCGUGAACGUGGCCGACCGCACCGGCAGGACCGCCCUGCACCACGCCGCCCACAGCGGAUACCUGGAGAUGGUAAAGCUGCUUCUGAACAAAGGGGCCAAUCUGAGCGCGUGCGAUAAGAAGGAGAGGCAACCAAUCCACUGGGCUGCCUACCUGGGGCACCUGGAGGUGGUGAAGCUGCUGGUGUCCCGCAGCGCUGACGCCGUGUGCAAGGACAAGCGCGGCUACACGCCCCUGCACUCCGCCUCCGCCAGCGGCCAGAUCGACGUGGUCAAGUACCUGCUGCGGCUGGGGUCCGAGAUCGACGAGCCCAACGCCUUCGGGAACACGGCCCUGCACGUGGCCUGCUACAUGGGCCAGGAGGCCGUGGCCAACGAGCUGGUCAACCGCGGCGCCAACGUCAACCAGCCCAACCUGCGCGGCUACACCCCCCUGCACCUGGCCGCCGUCUCCACCAACGGAGCCCUCUGCCUGGAGCUGCUGGUCAACAACGGCGCCGACGUCAACAUGCAGAGUAAAGAAGGGAAGAGCCCUUUGCACAUGGCUGCUAUUCACGGCCGCUUUACACGCUCCCAGAUCCUCAUCCAAAACGGUGGAGAGAUAGAUUGUGUGGAUAAAUAUGGCAAUACUCCUCUUCACGUUGCUGCUAAGUACGGCCAUGAGCUGCUGAUCAGCACCCUGAUGACCAACGGUGCUGACACCGCCAGGCAGGGGAUGCUCGGGAUGUUCCCGCUGCACUUGGCCGUGCUCUUCGGGUUUUCAGACUGUUGUCGCAAGUUACUCUCCUCAGGUCAGCUGUACAGCAUCGUGUCGUCUCUGAGCAACGAGCACGUGCUCUCGGCCGGAUUCGACAUUAACACUCCGGACAACUUUGGGAGGACCUGCCUGCACGCCGCUGCCUCUGGGGGAAGCAUUGAAUGUCUUAACUUGCUGUUGAGUAGUGGUGCCAACUUGAGCAGGAAGGACAAAUUGGGAAGGACUCCACUGCACUAUGCGGCGGCGAAUGGGAACUCCACCUGCACGGUGGGGCUGGUGAGCGCCGGGGCCGAUGUCAACCAGCCCGACAGCCAGGGCUGCUCCCCCCUGCACUACGCUGCUGCUGCUCAGGCCUUCUGCAGAAUGGACAGAAACAGCACCGGGGCCAAUCAGAGUGAAGAAGAGAGGGGGAAGGAGACGUUUUUCUGUUUGGAGCACUUGUUGGAUAACGGCGCCGACCCGUCCAUACGCAACGUCAAGGGUUACAGCGCCGUCCACUACGCGGCUGCCCACGGCAACAAGCGAAACCUGGAGCUGCUCUUGGAGAUGUCCUUCAACUGUCUGGGAGAUGUAGAAAGCAGUGUUCCAGUUAGCCCCCUGCACUUAGCUGCCUACAACGGUCACUGUGACGCGCUGCGUGUGCUGGCGGAGACGCUGGUGAGUCUGGACGUGCGGGACGGAGGCGGGCGGACCGCCCUCUACCUGGCCGCCCUGCGGGGUCACGCGCCCUGCGUGGAGCUCCUGCUGGGCCACGGGGCCUCCUGCCUCCUCAAAGAGGGCCGCAGGAGGUGGACACCACUGCACGCUGCAGCUGCCAACGGCCACACAGAGUGCCUGCAUCUGCUGAUCGACAGCGGGGAGAAGGCCGACGUCACCGACGUCACGGACCUGCAUGGGCAGACUCCCUUAAUGCUGGCAGUGCUGGGCAGCCACUCCGACUGCGUGCACCUGCUGCUGGAGAAGGGGGCCACGGCCGACACCGGGGACAAGAGAGGCAGGACAGCCCUGCACCGGGGGGCUGUGAUGGGCUGUGAGGACUGUGUGCUGGCCCUGCUGGACCACAGCGCCUUCACGCUGUGCCGCGACUCACACGGGCGCACGGCGCUGCACCUGGCCGCCUCCUGUGGGCACGCAGAGCUGCUGGGGAGCCUGGUGCAGGCUGCCGGCCUGGCCGACCCCCUGGACUGCCUGCUGGACUUCAGCGGCUACACCCCCACACACUGGGCCGCCUACCACGGCCAUGAAGACUGUUUGGAAGUUUUACUUGAACACAAACCAUUUAGUAUCCAGGAAGGAAACCCUUUCACCCCAUUGCACUGUGCUCUAAUCAAUGGCCAUGAUGGGGCCGCAGAGCUGCUGGUGGAGAACGCCGGCGCCCAGAUCCUCAACAGCAGAGACGACAAAGGAAGGACCCCUCUCCACGCAGCGGCUUUCGGCGAGAACGUGGCCGGGCUGCAGCUGGCCCUGUGCCAGGGCGCCGAGGUCAACACCGUGGACCACGCCGGACGCUCCGCCCUCAUGGUCGCCGCCGACAACGGGCAGACCGCGGCGGUCGAGAUCCUGCUCCAUCAGGCCAAGGCGGACCUGAGUCUGCUGGACCUGAAUAAGAACACUGCUCUACACCUGGCCUGCAGCAAGGCUCAUGAGAUGUGUGCCCUGUUGAUUUUGGGGGAGAUCCAGAACCCUACCCUCAUCAAUGCAACGAACAGCGCACUACAAAUGCCCCUCCACAUUGCAGCGCGGAACGGCCUGGCGACGGUGGUGGAGACGCUGCUCAGGCGCGGAGCCACCGUGCUGGCGGUGGACGAGGAGGGACACACCCCUGCCCUGGCCUGCGCCCCCAAUAAGGACGUUGCAGACUGCCUGGCCCUGAUCCUCUCCACCAUGAAGCCUUUUCCUCCCAAAGAGUCGGCCGGCGCCCCCUUCGGCCUGAACCUGCUGAAGCACUGCGGCAUCGCGGCGUCCUGCGGCCCCCUGCCCAACGGCAGCCUGCGGCACGCCUACGGCAAGGAGCGGCACGGACCCCUGGGCCUGGACGGCUGCUUCUCCGAGUGACCCGGUGACCCCUCCAACACGCGAGCAGACAAGCGUUUCUGUGUGUAGGCGUGUGCGUGUGAGUGCGUGCAAGUCUGUGUGUGUGUGUGUGAGAUGUUCUGUAGGGGUGCAGUCAA